ACCGGGCCGGGCCGGGCGCCGCUGGGCUGGCAGUCUCAGUCGCAUGGGCACGGCGGCCGGGCUCAGCUCUUGCACCGAGCCGCGAGCAGACAGCGAGCGCGCCGAGCCGAGCGCCAGCCGCGCAGCCGCGCCAGCGGAGCUCCGUGAGCGCGGGGUCGCCACCUAGCGCCGCGACAUGACGGCGCCCUCGCCCGCCGGUCCGGGAUAGAUAGCCCCGCCCGGGAGCACGCCGACGUCGUCCAGGCGGCCAUCAAACGCUGCUGCUCCACCUCCCACAGUGUUGUUGUUGUUGAUGUUGUUGUUGUUGCCGGCUACGAGGAUUUAACGCCGGUGACGAAACAGGGCAAGCAAAGUGUGUGUCAAGUGUGUUGACAGCCAGUGCAAAGUGUCGCCACCAAAAUAAUUUAUGAUAAUCUAAGAGCAAGUGGGUAGUGUUAACCAAAUGUGAUAAGAAAUAGUCAAAUCUUCAUUUAAAGUCCAUAGGAAUUAAGUGACGACUGGAAAGCUGAAAGUGAUAUUAAGUGAGUGAUCGUUGAGUGAUGUUGCUGUGAUUCCCUCCCGCCCACGCCAUGUUGUCCUACAUGAUUCCCCCGUCCGAGGACGCGGCCGGCAAGUCUGGCAACGGCGGCCCCCACGCCCAGCAGGUGGCCCCCGCGGCCAUGUCGCCCGCCCCCGGCGCCGGCCCCGGCCGGCAGCAGCCCCUGGUCCACAAGGCCCGGGGCCGCGUGCAGCAGCGCCCGGGGGUGGAGCCGCCCCCGCCGCCCCCGCCGCCCCCGUCCACCAACGGCCACCACGCCAAGAACGGCGGGACGGAGCCGCCCGUCAACGGCCAGCACCACAGCGCCGCCACCACCAUCGUGGUGAACGACGGCGGCCAGACCACCACGACGACCACCUUCAGCAGCACGAGCAACAUCAACGGCACCGUCCACACCACCAAGAAGAUCAUCAAGACGUACCGGGAGCAGCCCGCCAUGUCGCCCGCCUCCUACGGCGGCAUGUCCACCGAGAGCUCGGCCAGCAGCCUCAGCACCGCCGCCUCCGAGCAGGGCGACAAGCCCAAGCCCAAGCUGCUCGCCAACGGCACCAAGAACCCGGGACUGAAAAGGGUAUCGUUCGGCAGCUCCAAGGGCUCCAUGGUGGAGACGCUCAUCUACGAGAGCCCGCUGCAGGAGGAGCCGGAGUUGGUGACGCCCACCGGGCCUGUCAUCGACCCCGCCAUCAUCGAGAACGACCCGUCCGGUGCUGCUGGGGCUGACCGCGUGCGCGUGUCGUUCUUCGAGUGCUCCAAGCCGCAGGUGGUGGAAGGGGGUGACGCCUUGACGCCCGAGGACCUGGAUGCGCCCGACGGGAUGGCGGCCGACUCCAACUCGCACGGAUACGUGCGGCAAAACAGCACCGACAGCGGCUGGGACAACCCGUUCCGGCCGGACGGCGAUCUGAGCCGGGAGGCGGACGAGAUCGUGGAGCUCAUCAAGGGCGGCAAGCCCAUCACCCCCACGCCGCUGGGGCCCGCGCCGCCGGGCAGCCCCGCGCGCGAGGCGGCCCUGCAGGCCCAGCACUCGUCGCCCGUGACGAGCACGCCGCACAAGAACGGCGCCAACGGCAGCGCCAACAAGGACGCCGCCAAGCCCUCUUCGCCCGGCAACGUGGACGUGACCAGAGGGACGGUGUCGGGGGGCGAGUCCGCGCAGGUGGAGCACGUCACCCUCAAGAAGAAGCCCAAGUGCAAGUGCUGCAUCGUCCAGUAGCCGAGCACGCCGAACCAGCCAGCCGCCGCCCCGCUUCGCCACCAAAUCGAACCCUAUUUUUGCUACGCGAAUACGAGAAGUUUAUUUGUGCUGUCGGUAGACGCGUGAGUGAGUGUGCGUGCGUGUGUGAGUGUGUGCGUGCGUGCGUGUGAAACGGUGGUGAGGCGCGGACCACUUUUGUUUUAAGACUGCGUCGUCGGCGGCCUCUUGAGAAGGGGCGAAAGGGCACAAACGCCGUCACGCCCGAAAUGAUAAAAAGUUAGGAUAAAAGCCCCAAAUGUUUCUUUUUUGUUUUUUACAAAAAACAAAAGAGAAAGAAUGGGCCGGGUGAUUUUGUGACGGCAUAUGUGACGAGGUGUGAGUGUGAGCGACGACGCGACGGCACGGCGACGGACCGGCCAGGACCGGCCAGGCCGCUUGUCAACGGAGGCCCCACCCUGUGAUAACGUGAUACACCCCUUUACUGCUUUGUUUUUAACUUAUUUAUUGUAAUUAUUAUAAUUAUUAUUUUCUUCAUACGAGGCGUAGUUGUAAUAUAAAAUACACGUUUUGUACGCAAUAAUAAUUUGUUUUUGGUCAGUGCUUGCCGGACAGGCUUGUUGACUGUGAUUGCCGACCCUACGGGAACCUCGCAAAGGGUUGCCCUCGAGCGUAGGGUAGCGUGGCGCCGAGGCGGGUAUGUUAGGCGUGGCCGUUGACAGGGGGUUGAACGUGGGCCUUGUCGGCAAAGCGAUUUGGAAAGAGAGAGUGCGAGAAAAAAAUGUGAGCACAUGUGUGUGUGUGUGUGCGUGUGAAAGAGAGACAGAGAGGAACAGCGGGUACGUGAAGUGUAUUUACGGAAUGAAGUUAUUUUUACACAAUAUUCGACUUAAGUUUUAAAAUUUUGACGAGUGCAGAUGUUUUACGUUGUUCCGCGGCGUGUCUCUCAGUACGUGAGCUAGAGAAACAGAGAAUGUGAGGUGAGUCUUUUUUUUACAAAUGUGGGAGCCCCCUAAGCUAGACAAUGUCUUUGUUAGACGCCGUUACCUCGUGUACUUCCUAUUCUGCUGUAGACUGACUCAUUUUUGUUUUUAUCAUUAUGUACCAAUCUCUUCAUGCUAAUCUUCCACCUUCGGAAAUGCCUAAAUGUCCGCCUUAGGCGAUGUGAACCUCGAUAGGGUGUAAAUUUGAUAGGUCUUGUCUUGUUUUGGUGUUUUGUCUUAUCAAAACACCGCUUUGUUAUAUAUGCCGAUAUUUUAGGACCAGUUUUCGAGACAAAGCCAUACUUAAUCUCUUAAAUUUUUAUACCUAUCCCUACCCUCACGCAAAAUUGCGUCUCAAAAUCGAACACGCUUUUGCUUGGUUGUUUAACCUGCUUCAUGUCGUUGCAGGAAUGCCAAGUUCAAUUGUCCACAUGAGCCAAAACGUAUUAUAAUACUGUUAAAAUUUUCUUGUUUAAAAAUGUCUUCAUAAAAUUCAAACUUGAUAGCCUGGUUCUUGUUUGCCAUAAGGAGUGAAACGGUACAAUAGGUUGGCAGAAGCCUGCCUGCCUGCUUUUCCGCAGUUAUAAUUUAAGCAGUGUCAGUCGCUUUCUUUCAAACUGCUUCACAUUUUAAUCAAAUGUUGUAAUAGUUUUCUCCCAUCUUUCUCUCCAAAAGGGUUAAACUUUUGAGCUGAAGCAAAACCAGGCAUGUGUUAGUUCAACAUUAAACGAUUAGAAAAGCCCGCGUAUCUAAGCAUCGUGCCAGCAGGUCGUCAUACCCUGUUCCGUGUAAAUUAUGCCUUGCGUUCACUGAGCGUUUUCCUGUACUUGUACAAGUAAGGCUUUGGCUGCAGAGUCCCGUGUACAGAAUUCAAUUUUCGUAGCGCAACCCACUGUCAUGUGUUCUUAUGACUUUCAGUAUGUUGCAGUACAGCUUCCGCAUUUUAUUUUCUUUGGGGAAUCUGCGUCCAGGAGCGCGUACUCUUGCUGGCAUGUAGCUUAGAGAGAGAUACAGAGAGUAAGGUGUGGAUGAGGUGAACAGUGGAGAGUAAGAGAGAAAAGGGAGGGAGGGACACGUGUGACUAAAAAAGUGAAAGAAUAGAUUAUUUAUUUUUCAUACUGCGUUGUAUUGCUUACAAUCGAGGGGAAAAUGAAUUCCAAUCUCUUUAUUAAAUUACAACCCUAGUGCAAAAAUGAUAUUAUUACUAUUACUGUAUCAAUAAAUGAUAAAACGAAUCAUUGUACAGCAGCAUAUUGUACUUUUAGGUCUCUUUGUCCACAAUACAAUGGUGCAUUAAUUUUUCAAGUGUAAAUAGAAAUGGUGUACUUGUACAGCAAA
Messenger RNA from Frankliniella occidentalis (western flower thrips), 4051 nucleotides. RefSeq lists its product as uncharacterized. The record is from RefSeq and is a predicted model, not a curated record. NCBI's taxonomy places the organism in Eukaryota, Metazoa, Arthropoda, Insecta, Thysanoptera, Thripidae. The transcript has 5 exons. Bases 570 to 1751 code for a protein of 393 amino acids.